GAAAGAGUUGCUACAACAUACGCGGAUACAGGACAAAUUGACAGCGUGUUCCACAUCAAAGGGAUUAAAGCGUUAGAUGCGUAUGCAUGAGUUCUGCAUCGAAUGGGCGCAAGAACCGCCCCAGAUCAGCCGGGAAUAUUUUUCAAAUAAGCAAGCCUCCGUACUCGGAGCGCAAGGAUAGCGAAGCUCAAUGCGCCGUUGGAGACUGCAGAAUGAUUGUCCAGGAGUUCAAUACCCUUGUGGCACUGUAUCGCGAACUAGUCAUCUCUAUUGGAGAGCUGUCAAGGGAUUGCCCCAGUCUUCGAGCAGAGAUGCAUAAGACACGCAUUAAGGGCUGUGAGAUGGCACAAACCGCACACCAGCGCUUAACAGCCAUAUCCUGCCCAGAGGAUGGUGAGAUCCAGCCGGAGAUCUGCAGGCUCUUCAUCCAGCUGCAGUGCUGCCUGGAGAUGUACAUCACGGAGAUGCUCAAGUCUGUCUGUCUGCUGGGGUCCCUGAAGAUCCACAGGAAAGGUCAGACUUCCUCUGCUCUCCAAAGGAUGGAUAGCAAAGUGGAGGACACCUCAGAUAUCCCCAUCUUAGAGGACACGUCCUCAUCUCCUGUGGAAAGCUCGCAGGCUGGCCUCCUCGUAGCCACGGACAUCGACAACUCAGAAAGGGACAUGAGAGAGAUGAAGAACCUUCUAAGCAAACUCAGGGAGACAAUGCCUUUACCACUCAAGAACCAAGAUGACAGCAGCUUGCUGAACCUGACUCCCUAUCCACUGGUUAGACAAAGAAAGAGGAGAUUCUUCGGGCUGUGUUGCCUCGUCUCAAGCUAAGCGGCCCUUCCAGACACAGCAGGAUAAUAACAACAUCCUCAAUAAUCCUUUAGCACUUGCCACUCCUCACUCAGUAUACAGUAUACUGCCAUCUCCUGUGCUUUUUUUCUCUGCCUAUCUCAUUUUUAAACUAUACAAACAUAACUGUAAUAUAGCAAAUAGUCCAAAACAAAUAGUCAUUAACUUAAAUGUAGUAUGUUAUUGCUGUUGAAUGAAAGCCGUUCAUUUCUGAAAGAGGAAAGAAAAGACUGUCUGCAUUUAAGCAUUAGUGAUGUGAUACAGGCAAGCAGGAAGUAUUCAUAUUGCAAUUGGGAUGUGUUCAUAAUCAAAUUGAUUUUUCAUUGAACAUCCAGAUAAGACUUGCUAGAUUUUAGGGUUAUGCGUGAGAAAGAGUCACAACUAAGUCUGUCAUCAUUUUGAUAUUUAUUCUUUAGGACUCUGACAUUUAAAUAUCUCCCCACAUCAUAAUUAUGAUGAAUGUUUUCAUUAGACUAAGUUGAUUGAUUGACUGCGAUGGAUUAAAAAUGGACCAAACUAAUUUCAAAUGCAGGUGACAACAGAACUCUGCUACUAAAGCCUAAAGGCAACCAAAUGUACUCAACCUAUGUUUAGCCAGCUCAUGUGCAAUAUCAGUGACAUACACACACCAUGAGAGUAACACCUUAUUUAUUAUUUAUUAUUUUGUAGCCAAUGUUUAGACACUGGGAAGUUUUUUUUAAUCACGAGGACCAUUCAGAAUCUUUUAACUUGAAUCAUACAGUUAGUUCAACAAAAUACAUGGAACUAAGUGCAAUCGCAUCUUUCUCCAAUAUCUGAGACAUAUCUCCCAGUGUCACACAAACAGUGUGAACUUUGCAAGGUGUGCGCUGCACUACAGUUUAUUUGGUUAACUCUCUGUCAUAACCCUACUAGGUAUCGUGUAGGUGUGAAAACCCUACCAGGCGGUGACUGCAAGUUUGUAACUGUAAGUGUAUCAUCUGAACGGCACGGCUAUGGUUACAAUUCCACUCCCAAAUUCUGUCAUGGCCGAGUUUGUGACGGCAAAGCAGGUGGGAAAUGAGCAGCCUCUUCUGAACACUUGAGAUGACACAGUGGUAAGGAUGCAUAUUUAUAAGCCCAGCGGAACCAUUGAGCUGGGCUUUUGAACUCACUGACAGCUCUUAAAAAGGAGGAUGAACUGUAAGCCGAACUAUGUAUGUUUUUUUGUUAUUAUUAUUAUUUUAUUUUAGCUAUACAUAUACUUUAGUCUUCCAUGAACCGAGAACCUGUACGAAGAGUUUUCCUUUCCCACCACUCGGUGAAUACAAUACCUGCAUAGCCUUUGUGUACACACAUUAAGUGGUAAUAGUGGAGCACUCAAGAUUUGUUUGUGUAGAGUCAGUUCAGCAGGUUAGAGGUCUUAGGGGUGACAGGACAGCCUAAACCUGAUGCACAGACUGGACGUGCACAGCAUGGGUCUUGCUUAUUAUCAAUAACUGCUUCAAAUAUGUCAAGGCAUGGUGUAAAGGUUUCUGUAGUGCAAACAAAUGCUCUCUGUCAUUUUACAUGGGUAAUAAAACACUGUUUUUUAUUUACAACAGAA
Messenger RNA from Alosa alosa (allis shad), 2403 nucleotides. RefSeq names its product regulator of G protein signaling 7 binding protein a (gene rgs7bpa). Gene Ontology annotation, cellular component: neuron projection; nucleus; postsynapse. Gene Ontology annotation, biological process: G protein-coupled receptor signaling pathway. NCBI's taxonomy places the organism in Eukaryota, Metazoa, Chordata, Actinopteri, Clupeiformes, Clupeidae. The transcript has 6 exons. The record is from RefSeq and is a predicted model, not a curated record. The coding region runs from base 87 to 821 and encodes 244 amino acids.